Messenger RNA from Seminavis robusta, 471 nucleotides. Lineage: Eukaryota; Bacillariophyta; Bacillariophyceae; Naviculales; Naviculaceae. The record is from the annotation of a GenBank genome assembly.
AUGAGCAUCUCUGUUACCUUCAACCUUUUCGCCAGCAUUAUGAUCUUCGCGACGCUUCUCUCCGGCACAUGCCAGGCCGCUGGAACUCGCGGAGCUCCCCGCCAGCUUCAGGCGUGUGAACAAAACCUUUCUAUCGAGAUCGUCUGCCACGAAGAAGGAUGCGGGUUGUCAGCAGAAGCGCCACCGUCCGCAAUGAAUGUGGGAGUGGAUGUUCGAAUCCAGAAGCUGAACCAGGCUACGACGUGGACGUUGAAGCGAGUGACAAUGGCAACCAGUGGUCUUCCAGCCUUUGACGAUCUGCACAUGGAACCCGGUCAAGACAUCCAGUUUGAGAAUCCCACCGUCUUGGACUGGUCUGUGGAACUCAAGGCCAAUGACAGCGAUCACUUUUAUGCGCUGGCAACGGCCACAGCAGAAUCGCCCACAGGAGACAAGUGUGUCGUGAGCGCCACCUACGAGUACUUUGUGUAG